UUUUCAGCAAAGAAAUGAAUCUAACUCACGUGACGAAACGAAAGCGGCUGGACAUGCAGAAAUCACUUUGCAAGAGACACAGAUUACACAGACAAUUAAAUAAGAUUUCCGCUUUUGGAAAACAACAUCCCCUCUCCACAACACAUCUUGAGGGUUCAUGGUGAUAAACUACACACAUGUACGAGUUGUGAUGCAUCUUUCAGGACUUCUUCACAUCUUAAACAGCAUCUUCUCACACAUCAAGAGGUUAAGCCUUUCAUUUGUGAUCAAUGUGGUUUUGCAACUAAGCGCCAAGGUUUUCUAGAUGAACACAUGAAAGUUCACACAGAGGUCAGAAAACUUUCUUGUGCACAGUGCGACUAUUCGUGUAAAUAUCCGCAUCUGUUGAAAGCUCAUAUUCUGACUCACACUGGUGAUAAACCGCUGAAAUGCGACAAAUGCGACUACUCAACUGCAGAUUCCUCAAAUCUAAGAAAACAUCGCCUUACCCACACAGACAAUAUUAACAAACCACAUAAAUGUUCGCUCUGUGAUUACGCUGCUAAUAAAGUGCGUGACUUGAGGAACCAUUGUGAGAAAAAGCACAAUGGUGAUUCCUGUCUCAUGUCAUCUGGAGAUAAGAUAAAGAUCGUGUCUGGCAAAUCACAAUCUGCUGACUGUCAAAACCUGCGGACUGUCAUUAUAAACCAACUUAAACCAUCCUCGAAGCCAACAAACAAUUCCUCUAACUUCUCAAAUGAUGAUACCAAAAGUAAGAUGAAAGGUGCCACAUCCCUGAAUGAAGGUUCCUCCAAAGUUACUGCUGAAAUAGUUGAAGAGGUCACAUUUAGCUGUAGCCAAUGCAGCUACACCACUACUACAAGAAGGAACUAUACUCACCAUGUUCGACACAAACACGGAGAACGCUCCUUCAAGUGUGAGCACUGUCCUGCCAGUUUCCCCACAGCAGCUAAGCUUAAAGGUCACAUGAUAGCACAUCAAGAGGUCAAGUUGUUCACAUGUGAUCAGUGCGAAUUUUCUACUAAAUACAAAAGAUCUCUGACCGCGCAUCUAGCAACACACGAACUUCGGAAUAAAUACUCUUUUAAGUGCGAAAAAUGUGAAUACUCAACUUACUCAGAGAAAUUGUUGAAGAACCAUUAUUUUCAAUGUCACUGUGAGAAGUCCUACCAAUGUGACCAAUGUGAGGAGUCUUUCAAAGUGAAGAAGCAGCUGGCAAGCCAUGUUUUGAUACACACUGAGGUGAAACAUCUCGCUUGUACAAAGUGCAAAUUCACCACUAAAUACAUCCUCUCCUUUAAAGAACAUCAGCUAAUGCAUGCUGGGGACAAGACCAGGAAAUGUAAAGAUUGUAAAUAUGCUACUUACUAUCACUCGGCAUUGUCAUAUCAUCGAAGAACUCACACAAAGGAAAAACCUUUUAAAUGUGACAUGUGCGAUUAUGCUGCAGCCACUUCAACACAAGUCAGAAUUCAUAAGAAAAACAUGCAUUUUAUUACUACAGCGACCAUGGAAUAUGGUCAUUUGGUAAAGAGGUUUAAGAAUCAGAAUGUGUAGUUUAAUUUUUUUAAUGGUAUUUUUUUAAUGGUAUUAUAAUCUUAUUGUUUGAGGGUUCUUUAUUUUUGUUUCAUUUCAUCAACAU
Messenger RNA from Bolinopsis microptera, 1642 nucleotides. Its product is annotated as zinc finger protein 708-like. The transcript is spliced from 2 exons. NCBI's taxonomy places the organism in Eukaryota, Metazoa, Ctenophora, Tentaculata, Lobata, Bolinopsidae. Bases 313 to 1557 code for a protein of 414 amino acids. Gene Ontology annotation, molecular function: RNA polymerase II transcription regulatory region sequence-specific DNA binding; DNA-binding transcription factor activity, RNA polymerase II-specific. The record is from RefSeq and is a predicted model, not a curated record. Gene Ontology annotation, biological process: regulation of transcription by RNA polymerase II.